AGUACUGCGUUGGACUCCGCUGUGGAGUAGCGAUGUCGCGCUACGUGGUCUUGACUGUGCUCGCGCUACUCUCCCUGCCGGGCCUGGACUGUGAGCCGCGUUCUCCGAAGAUCCAAGUUUACUCACGUCACCCAGCAGAAAAUGGGAAGCCAAAUUUCCUCAACUGCUAUGUGUCUGGAUUUCAUCCACCCCAGAUUCAGAUUGAUUUGUUGAAGAAUGGAGUGAAAAUAGAAAAAGUGGAGCAGUCAGAUCUGUCUUUCAGCAAGGACUGGUCUUUCUAUCUUCUGGUCCACACUGAUUUCACCCCCAUUGAAAAAGAUGAGUACGCCUGCCGUGUGAAACAUGAAACUCUUUUGGAUCCCAAGACAGUUAAAUGGGAUCGAGACAACUAACCAGCAUCAGGGAGGUUUGAAAAUGUCUCAUUUGGUCUGGACUAAUUCCAGAUAUAUAUUUUGAAUAAUGAUAUAUUUCUAUGCCUUAGGGAUAAAAUAAAGGAAGUAAUAAUGAUGUUAA
Cynocephalus volans (Philippine flying lemur) is the source of this 513-nucleotide messenger RNA. Its product is annotated as beta-2-microglobulin-like. NCBI's taxonomy places the organism in Eukaryota, Metazoa, Chordata, Mammalia, Dermoptera, Cynocephalidae. Gene Ontology annotation, cellular component: MHC class I protein complex. The record is from RefSeq and is a predicted model, not a curated record. Bases 33 to 392 code for a protein of 119 amino acids. Gene Ontology annotation, biological process: immune response. The transcript has a single exon.